Molecule: messenger RNA, 3793 nt
Organism: Schistocerca piceifrons (Central American locust)
Lineage: Eukaryota; Metazoa; Arthropoda; Insecta; Orthoptera; Acrididae
Exons: 20
Coding region: 1-3651 (1216 amino acids)
Biological process (GO): carbohydrate metabolic process
Source: RefSeq, a predicted model, not a curated record
AUGGCCGCCCCCAGCACCGCGCUCCUCUUCCUCCUGCUGGCGGCCGCUGCCGCGUCGGCGGCGGCGCAGCAGCUGGCGUGGUGGCAGUCCGGCGUCGUCUACCAGAUCUAUCCCAAGUCCUUCAAGGACAGCGACGGCGACGGAGUCGGCGACCUCAACGGUAUCAUCGAGAAGCUCGAAUACCUCAAGGACCUCGGCGUGGCAGCGAUAUGGCUGUCCCCUAUCUACAAAUCGCCCAUGGCGGACAACGGCUACGACAUCGCAGAUUUCAGAGAGAUAGACCCAAUGUUCGGCACUAUGGAAGACUUUGACAGAUUACUGGCUGAGGCUCACAGCAGAGGUAUCAAAGUGAUUCUAGACUUCGUUCCGAACCACACCAGUGACGAGCACGAGUGGUUCGUAGCUUCGAGCAAUCCAACAUACGAGAACCACGAAAUCUACAAAGACUAUUACGUGUGGCUUGAUGGCAAGGACAACGGAUCGGUGCCAAAUAACUGGAAAAAUAUGUUCGACGAAGGAAGCGCUUGGAAAUGGAGCCCGACGAGAAAUAUGUACUACUUGCACCAGUUCCACGAGAAGCAGCCAGACCUGGACUACAGGAACCCAAAUGUCCUCAGCGCCAUGCAGGGGGAGAUGAAGUUCUGGCUGGACAAGGGGGUGGACGGUUUCCGCAUGGACGCUGUGAUGUGUCUGGUGGAGGCUGAGGGUUUCCCUGACGCUGUGGAGGGCCAACCUACACCCAUGCAGCACCAGGACGAGACGUACGUCGUCAUACAAGAAUUCAGGAAACUCAUGGACAAUUACACAAACACGGUGAUGAUGACUGAGGCGUACGGCACUGUGGAGCAGGUUGUGGGUUACUAUGGCAACGCCACAAAUCCUGGCGCGCACUUCUCCUUCAACUUCCUGCUCAUCACCGACCUCAACAGCACAUCCACUGCGGAAGACUUUGUCAACGUCAUCGGAAACUGGAUCGAGGUGAUCAACACACGGGAACUCUGGUCCAACUGGGUGAUCGGCAACCACGACCAGCACCGCGUGGCCAGCCGGUACAGCCCAGAGCUGGUGGACGGCAUGAACAUGCUGGUGACGCUGCUGCCGGGAACCGCCGUCACCUACAACGGAGAAGAGAUCGGCAUGGAGGACAACUACAACAUGACGUGCGAGGUGGCCCACGACCCUCAAGGCUGCCACGAUAACGUCACUCUCGGGAACUCCAGAGACCCAGAGAGGACGCCCUUCCAGUGGGAUAACACUGCAAACGCUGGCUUCAGCAACACCACUGACGCGACUUGGCUGCCCGUCAACGAGAACUACGAGACUCUGAACGCCGCGGCCCAGGAGGCGGACGACCGCAGCCACCUCAAGACGUACCGCCAGCUGGUGCAGCUGCGCGCCGACCCAGCCGUGCAGACCGGCGACACAAAGGUCAACAGCUCGGGCAACGUGCUUGCCUUCUCCAGGUCAGUGAACGAAAUGGCGUCUGUAGUUGUGCUGGUGAACGUGGGAAGUGAGGAGGAGACCGUGGACUUGGUAGACACGCUGCCUAUCGUUACCGAGGAAGACGUGCUGGAAGUGUACGCCAGAAGCCUUGAGUCCCUAAAGGAACAAGGGGAGGUGCUGGAGGCGAGGGAAGUGUCACUGUCGGGGCAGGAGGCGGUGGUGCUGCGCCGCAGGCAAGAGCAAACCGCCGCCGCCUCCAGACCGCUUUCUGCAGCGGCGGUGCUGCUCACAGUCGCAGCUCUGCUGUGGGCUGGCGAGAUAAUGGCGGUGGAACGCGGCGGAGGUGACGGCGGCGGCGGCCCGCGAGCCGGGGCCGGCCGCCACAUAAAGCCGGUGCCCGCGGGCGCUGGGACCAGUGCAGCCAGCGCCCCCGCCAUGGCAGCCACCAGCACCGCGCUCCUCUUCCUCCUGCUGGCGGCCGCCGCCGCGUCGGCAACGGCGCAGCGGCGGGCGUGGUGGCAGUCCGGCGUCGUCUACCAAAUAUACCCCAAGUCCUUCAAGGACAGCGAUGGUGACGGAGUCGGCGACCUCAACGGUAUCAUCGAGAAGCUCGAUUACAUCAAGGACCUCGGCGUGGCAGCGAUAUGGCUGUCCCCUAUCUACAAAUCGCCCAUGGCGGACAACGGCUACGACAUCGCAGAUUUCAGAAAGACAGACCCAAUGUUCGGCACUAUGAAAGACUUUGUCAGAUUACUGGGUGAGGCUCACAGAAGAGGUAUCCUAGUGAUUUUAGACUUCGUUCCGAACCACACCAGUGACAAGCACGAGUGGUUCGUAGCUUCGAGCGAUCCAACACACGAGAACCACGAAGUCUACAAAGACUAUUAUGUGUGGCUCGAUGGCAAGGGCAAUGGAUCGUUGCCAAAUAACUGGAAAAAUAUGUUCGACGAGGGAAGCGCUUGGAAGUGGAGCCCGACGAGAAAGAUGUACUACUUGCACCAGUUCCACGAGAAGCAGCCAGAUCUGGACUACAGGAACCCAAAUGUCCUCAGCGCCAUGCAGGGGGAGAUGAAGUUCUGGCUGGACAAGGGGGUGGACGGUUUCCGCAUGGACGCUGUGAUGUGUCUGGUGGAGGCUGAGGGUUUUCCUGACGCCAUAGAGGGCCAACCUACACCCAUGCAGCACCAGGACGAGACGUACGUCGUCAUACAAGAAUUCAGGAAACUCAUGGACAAUUACAGACACACGGUGAUGAUGACUGAGGCGUACGGCACUGUGGAGCAGGUUGUGGGUUACUAUGGCAACGCCACAAAUCCUGGCGCGCACUUCUCCUUCAACUUCCUGCUCAUCACCGACCUCAACAGCACAUCCACUGCAGAAGACUUUGUCAACGUCAUCGGAAACUGGAUCGACGUGAUCAACACACGGGAACUCUGGUCCAACUGGGUGAUCGGCAACCACGACCAGCACCGCGUGGCCAGCCGCUACAGCCCAGAGCUGGUGGACGGGAUGAACAUGCUGGUGAUGUUGCUACCUGGAACCGCCGUCACCUACAACGGAGAAGAGAUCGGCAUGGAGGACAACUACAACAUGAAUUGCGAGGUGGCCCACGACCCUCAAGGCUGCCACGAUAACGUCACUCUCGGGAACUCCAGAGACCCAGAGAGGACGCCCUUCCAGUGGGAUAACACUGCAAACGCUGGCUUCAGCAAAACCACUGACGCGACUUGGCUGCCCGUCAACGAGAACUACGAGACUCUGAACGCCGCGGCCCAGGAGGCGGACGACCGCAGCCACCUCAAGACGUACCGCCAGCUGGUGCAGCUGCGCGCCGACCCAGCCGUCCAGACCGGCGACACAAAGGUCAACAGCUCGGGCAACGUGCUUGCCUUCUACAGGUCAGUGAACGAAAUGGCGUCUGUAGUUGUGCUGGUGAACGUGGGAACUGAGGAGGAAACCGUGGACUUGGUAGACACGCUGCCUAUCGUUACCGAGGAAGACGUGCUGGAAGUGUACGCCAGAAGCCUUGAGUCCCAAAAGGAAGAAGGGGAGGUGCUGGAGGCGAGGGAAGUGUCACUGUCAGGGCAGGAGGCGGUGGUGCUGCGCCACAAGCGAGAGCAAACUGCCGCCGCCUCCAGACCGCUUUCUGCAGCGACGGUGCUGCUCACAGUCGCGGCUCUGCUGUGGGCUGGUGGGGUCAACCGCUAGGCUGGCGGCUUCUGCUCUGCUCUGACACACAACUCGCAGUAUUUCGUUCCUACUUCCACGCCAGUCAUUACAUUACUUCAUGUGUAUAAAGUUAUACUUUUAUAUCUUGCGUAAAUGAGUAAAUUAUUGUGUCAAAACUCGA